Molecule: messenger RNA, 1295 nt
Organism: Oncorhynchus keta (chum salmon)
Lineage: Eukaryota; Metazoa; Chordata; Actinopteri; Salmoniformes; Salmonidae
Gene: hemgn
Product: hemogen
Exons: 4
Coding region: 106-858 (250 amino acids)
Source: RefSeq, a predicted model, not a curated record
GGGGGGCGGGACUUGCAAACAGACAUAAUUUUUUAUCAACGUUUUUACCCCUCUCUGCUCGCUUGCCCCUCUCAACAAGUUACAUUCAUUUCUACAGGAGGCAAAAUGGAGGGGACGUUCGAUAAAGAGAAACCAGAGUUGGAAUAUAAAAAUCCCAAUGAUAACCAAGGUGGGAUCCAGCGGCGGCUAAGAGACAGAGACCUUCUCAAGAAAAGAAAGGCAGAGGCCGAGGAGAAGGCGAUUAACCAGUGGGUUUAUGGGCUAGAGAGCAGGAGGAAGAGAGCGAGGGGAAGAGAGGAGAAGAGUAGCUCGGGAAGACGAGGAAGGCCGAGGAAGACUGAUCCAACACCGGAGGUCCCAGCUUCCCAGGAAGAGCCAGAACAGGAGGCUGUCAUUGUAAAGGUGGUGUCCAAACCAGUGGAAGUCACCCCUGCCCCUACCUUGAUCUCACUAUCCCCAUUCCUUCCGGUGGACCCUGGCCCGCCAGAAUCACUACCGGCGUAUGUUCCCCCCGUCUCAGAACCUAUCCCUAUCCUUGCCCCUGCUCCUGUGGCUGUUGUUGCCCCUUCUCCAAUGUAUAAUAACCCUGUUACUGCCCCUGCACCAUCCCUGUCGGAGACCCUGUACACUGAAGGCAGUGACCAGGGUAGUGACACCCUGGACCAGGUGCUGAUUGAGGACUUGGGUCCUGAUGAGAAGGAAGACAUCCCUCCAUCUCAAAACAACUGGGGCACUGAUCAAGGGUCAAGUGAGGAGCCGUCUGUCAAUGUGCCUGAACAGAAUAGAGUGUUCUCUACGUUCCCCAGGUUUUACACGGGUGCUCCUUCACAAGAUCAUCCACCAAGAAACGUCUUCUGAAAUCCACUCAGAUCUGGCCUCUGAUAACAUACAGACAGAUUACAUGCAAUGUAAUCUAUUCUGUCAACAUGUGCAUUUGAGAGGUGAUGCAGUUUAGCCUUACUGGUUAACUCAUCUUUGUCAUUUUGAGCCUGAUAGAGUAUGGAUAUGAAAUGUAAUGUACAAUGAGAUGCAUAAAUUCCAGCUUUAAACCGACCCAUGGAUUUAUUUAUUUUUGCUUCAUGAAUGGUGUCUAAAUUUGUUAUGUUGCAAGAACUGAAUUGUCUGUAUUUAAUACAUGAUUUGUAAAGCUAAAUAUGGCAGCAUUUGAAAGUGCAUUUGUAUUUAAUCAUUUCUGGUAACUGUGUUUUCUAAUUGUGAUUUUUACAUUUUUUAUACCAAUGGUUUAUUUCAGAUAAGCGCUAUGAUAAUAAAGGUGUGAUGCUUUGUUGAUAAUA